Messenger RNA from Paramecium tetraurelia, 1341 nucleotides. RefSeq lists its product as uncharacterized. The record is from RefSeq and is a predicted model, not a curated record. The transcript has 4 exons. Lineage: Eukaryota; Ciliophora; Oligohymenophorea; Peniculida; Parameciidae.
AUGUAUUUGACAGCAGAUUCAGCUUUAUAGUUACUGUAAGAGAAAAGGAAUAAAUUCCAAGUUGAAAUUCGCCGGAAACGAACUGAAAACACAUUCUAAUAGAAACGCGCAAUUUUUGUGCAAAAUAAGGACCUUGAAUUGCUAGCAUAGUAUGCACUGGAGUAUUACAAUCGGGGAGACCUGUAGGAAUCUGAGAAUUACUUGAUAAGAUUAAAUGAAUAUGCUGACUCAUAAUAUAGCGCCAAUCUUAAAUCCAUUAACACGAUCACUUUUCUAGGUGAGAUUGCAACGAAUUGUGAUCCUCACAUUUUGGCUCUAGUUCUCAGCAUCUACUAAAAGAUCUAUCUGCCAGAAUGUUUAAAUCCAUAUUUACUAUCUCAAAUUUAGAGAUUUGAAAAUAGCGAGCUCGUUAAGUAAUUUGUUGUGCUUUUACACAAAAUUGCAAAAAACAACCCAAUAAAUCAUUUGGUAGAAUAAUGUGACUUCGUCUCUUAUUUGGUAGAAAUCUCACUUCUAUUAGAUAAUUUCGAAGAGUGGUUCAAAAUAGUUGAAGUGCUUGGAGCAUACAUAAAUUAACCAUCCUAUUACUUUAAGAAGUUGGUGGUGACAUGCAUUAAAUUCAUAGAACAAGACACAGAUUUGGCCACAUUUCAGAUCAUGUUAACAAUGAUAUCCUGUGAAAAAGACAACAAGAACUCUAUCAAUUACCUCCUGGCGAAUGCAGGAUUCGUCGAUCUGAUCAUGGAUCGAUUGGAGAAGAGCAUGAUGCUGUCCAUUUCCAUCAUUACGAAAAUAGUGGAAGAGUCAGAUGAAGGAACAAUCUUAUUCAUUCAACAUGGACUAUUGAAGACUCUUAGCAACUUGUAUUUCGAGAUGAGAGAGAAUCAAACAGCCUUCAUAUACAUAACAGCCAACAUUUGUUUCCUCAAAAAUGAUUAUGUCAUAACUGAAGUAGUUACAUCAGAAAUCUUCAACACCAUUCUAGCAUUGGAUGAGUAGGAAUUGGACAAAAAUGAUUUCGUUUAUAUUAGUCAAAUGCUAAAACAGUUAAUUAGGAAAUACUCCAACGAGUAACUGUAUCAUUACUUACUAACCAAAACUGACUAUGUGUAUAUGUUAGGUCAUAUGAUGAAACAAUAUGAGUUGCCAGAAGUGAUACAGAAUACGAUAUCGUGUGUGUUGCAUAUGGCUAAUUCACAAUCUGAUGAGUUGACUAAAUUGUUUAGAUAUAAAAUAAGUGGUAAACCAAUUGAAUCAGUGCUUACGAACAUUCAAUACUUAUUUUAGGAUAUUAAUAUCAUAGAAAAAGUUUAUGAUUUUUUGAAUAUUAAAUAUGAUUGA